Messenger RNA from Sinocyclocheilus rhinocerous, 3157 nucleotides. RefSeq names its product collagen alpha-1(IX) chain-like. Bases 71 to 2116 code for a protein of 681 amino acids. Gene Ontology annotation, molecular function: extracellular matrix structural constituent conferring tensile strength. The transcript is spliced from 32 exons. Gene Ontology annotation, cellular component: collagen type IX trimer. Gene Ontology annotation, biological process: extracellular matrix organization. Lineage: Eukaryota; Metazoa; Chordata; Actinopteri; Cypriniformes; Cyprinidae. The record is from RefSeq and is a predicted model, not a curated record.
UUUCUUGGUCGGGGGCUCCGUCAACCCAACUGAUCCCAGAAAACAGGGCUUUUGUGUCUUUGGGGAAAUUAUGGCUCUCGCUGCAGGAGUGCGUGGGCCCUUUUUACUGAUUUUGUUGGAGAUAACCAUCAUUUGCACGGCACAGAGGGCUGGAGCCGGCCCUCCUGGUCCUCCCGGUGUGCCUGGAAUAGACGGUAUUGAUGGCGAGAGAGGUGACCCCGGUGAAGAUGGUUCGGCUGGUCCUGAUGGAGAUCUUGGAAAACCAGGUUCUGCUGGACUUCCUGGAUUACCUGGAGCUGAUGGAUUGACUGGCCCCAUAGGAGAACUAGGCCUCGAUGGCCCCCCAGGACAAAAGGGAGAACCUGGCAAACCUGGACCCAGAGGAGGGGCGGGUGUUGGACCUGAUGGACCAAUUGGACAACCAGGACCAGGAGGACUUCCGGGUGAGCAGGGAAAAGUAGGACUCCCUGGAGCCAUGGGUGUGAGAGGGCCACAGGGACCCCGUGGACCAACAGGCCCCCGUGGUGCUGCAGGGAUGCUGGGUGGAACAAUGGAACUGUGCUCUAACGCAUGCCCACCUGGUGCUCCUGGUCAUCCUGGCUUGCCUGGAAUGAAGGGUCAUAAAGGGGUGAAAGGAGAAGCUGGAGAGCCUGGAAAACAAGGACACAAGGGAGAGGAGGGAGAUCAGGGGGCAAUUGGAGAGGUCGGAGCUCAAGGCCCAAAUGGAUCGCAGGGAAUUCGAGGUGCCACUGGUAUGAUUGGCUCCAAAGGAGAAACGGGGCCUCGAGGUGUUGAUGGGGACCCUGGACCUCAGGGUGUUGCAGGAGCCAUGGGGGAUCGAGGCCAAAGAGGAGUAAUGGGAGAAACUGGCCCUAAAGGCGAACAGGGACCUCAAGGGACAAGAGGCAACACUGGUCUUCCAGGGCCAAAGGGAGACAGUGGUUUUCCAGGUGUGGAUGGACGUGAGGGAAUCCCUGGCAUGCCAGGUGCCAAGGGUGCUGCCGGAAAACCUGGAAGCCCUGGGGAAGUUGGACUUCAAGGACUCCCUGGUUUACCAGGAAGCCCAGGACCAAAAGGUGGAGGUGGAGAGAAGGGUAAUUCAGGACAACCGGGCCUCAUCGGUACUAUGGGAUCUGCAGGUAAACCGGGUGAACGUGGAGAACAAGGAGAAUUUGGACCCAUUGGGCCUAUUGGACAACCUGGAGACCGAGGAGAGCAUGGGCCACCUGGGCCGAUGGGAAAACCAGGAGCCAGAGGUCCUAAAGGUGACUUGGGCUUGCCUGGACUUCCUGGACCACCGGGCCUGCCAGGAAUAAAAGGAGAUAGGGGUGGAGCAGGAGAACCUGGACCAAAGGGAGAACAGGGCGCUCAAGGUGACGAGGGAACACCAGGAGACAAGGGAGAUGUUGGUGACCCUGGCCAAUCUGGAGCUAAAGGCGAAGUUGGUAACCAGGGGGAUCCGGGUAAUAGAGGACCAGAGGGUGCCCGUGGGCAGCCUGGCAUUGAGGGGCCUCCUGGUAGUCCUGGACCACGUGGCAUGCAGGGGAACAGAGGAGCUCCAGGACCUCGUGGCACCCAGGGACCAGCGGGUAAAGAACCAAGUGAUCAACACAUCAGACAAGUGUGCAUGCGCGUUAUGCAGGAGCAGCUGGCCCAGUUGGCUGCCAGUCUGAGGAGACCAGAGUCUGGAGCGGUCGGACUGCCAGGCAGACCUGGUCCCCCUGGUCCUCCCGGACCCUCAGGUGACAGCGGCUUCCCUGGGCAUGCUGGUGCAAGAGGACUCCCGGGACUCAAAGGGCCUCUGGGACUUUUGGGUCUCAAGGGGCCGAAAGGUGAGAUGGGAGACAGAGGGGACAGGGGACCUACAAGUCGGGGACCCAAAGGCAUGCCGGGACCUCCUGGACUACCAGGUGAACCUGGAAAACCAGGAUACGGUCAAGAUGGGCGUGAUGGAGAACGGGGUCCACCUGGUGCCCCGGGUCAGCCAGGCGUUCCUGGACCUCCUGGUUCAGCAGGACCACCCGGUUACUGCGAUCCUUCGGCCUGUAAUCUGAGCGCAGGUGCCGCCCACCAGUCCCUCAAAGACUCUAGCAUGAAGGGACCAGGCGGAAACUAAGAACCUCACUGCAUAGACAUUCAUAGACUUAAGACAUUCAGAGAGACUCUGCGAAGAGCACAAAACGUCAUCGCCUUUGCAGAUAGUUUUAUAGCUGUAAUGCCUAAAACACUUUACCAGCUUCCUGUGUACAGAAAAUGGCAACAUUUCUUGAUCCAAACAAAAUAUAUAUUUUUUGCCCACCUCAAGUUAUCUGCUGGUGCAAAUGAGCUUUCACAGAACUUAUUGUCCAUCUAAUGUUCUCCUGAAAGCCAUUUCCUGUAGACUUUAGAAAUGUUUUUUUUUUCUCAGCUUAUACUAAAUCUGAUCUAGGAAGUCAACAAACAUCAGUGUGACCUUCAGACCGGAGGCCUUUUUAAUUUCUGUGUGCCAAAGAUAAACCUGCCAGAAAUAUUGACGUGCUGGAAGUUCAUAACCGAAACGGCUGCCAGAGACCUGCUGUCAGAAACAAAAAGGAGAGAGGAUAUAUAUAUAGAUAUGCUGCAAUGUAUUCUGUACAUCUAUGUAAAUGAUUUAAAUGUGGUUUUGUAAGAAAUUCACUUCCCCUGCUAAAUAACAUUGGUGUGAUUUAUUGUUCCAGGAUUGUUGAUGCAUGACGUAAUACACACAAGAGAAAUGCAGAGGUGUCGUUUCAUGGUAUUUCUAUUUAUUUUACAUAGGUGUUCGAUGACGAUUAAGUUUGUACAGAGAUCCAAGGGAAACACAUUUGAAUAAAUGUGAUGUUUUUAUAUGAAUUCAAAAUAAAUGUAGGUCUCAAACAUUCUUAUGCCUUUUCCCCUUUCAAGUAACACUUCCUUGUUGAAUAGCCCGGCUGCACUUAUCACAGCUUUUUCCACACUCUUUCUCACUUAAAUAACUCAUUACAUGCCAGUGCAAAAAUGUUGGCACAAACACAUUUCGAUUGCUCUUUCAGUGUAGAUGCUCAUUUAGAGAUGCAGGCAAACCAAAGUCAGCAAUAAUCAGAAACGAAAUCAAGCGAGGGAGAUGUUAAGUAAGAAUUACAUAAAAUGUCAUUCACUUCAAUUAAAACUUAAAACAUCA